This is a messenger RNA of Symbiodinium necroappetens, 8017 nucleotides long. The record is from the annotation of a GenBank genome assembly. Lineage: Eukaryota; Dinophyceae; Suessiales; Symbiodiniaceae.
GCGCAACGAUAGACCACAGUCUCCUGCACCCAUGGGAGAUAACACAGGCAGUGAUCCACUGACACUUGCGGUACCGGCCACUCUACUCGAGCACAGUGUGGCUCGCUCGGACUCCCAGGCCUUCUUUUUAGCGGCUACUCUGUUGGAAACUGUCGAAGAGCAUUUUCAGGAAGCGCCGCUCAAACUACAGCUCUGUUCUCUCUUGCCGCCGACGACAGCCGCGGAUGCUAUCCGGUCCCCUCUGGAGGGGCAUACCUUCUGGUGUAACUUGAGUUGCACACCCUUCCCCACACCCUGGAGCCGGAUGGACAUACCAGAGCUUGCUGAGCUGCCGCCCAAUGACAGUAUGUGCCUUGGCUCGCUUCCCACAGGCAUCUGCCCAGCACAUGUCUUCGACCUUAUGCAACCAGGGGUUGGCAUUGUGUCCCUGGGGGAGACCCUGUGUAGCCUGUCGCAGGCUGAUGUAGCCUUUCUCCGACAACUUCAGUUCGGUGAUGCGGACUUUGUCGGGGACGUCAUGGCAUGGGCUUGUCUUUUCGUUUGUCCGAUCUCCGGUGCGGCUGGUGUUCUAUCGGGUCCUGUUCCGUCUGAACUCGGCACCCACGGUGAGGUCUCGGUAGCUUGUGCCGCGCCAUCUCAAAACAUCCGCCUCAACUUUCUUAUGCCGCUGGGCCAUGCACCAUGGAGCACCGGCAUAGCACCAACCUGGCUUGAAAACGAUUGUGCCCUACUGGGUUGGUGCGGCGUGGUAUUGCAAAGCUUGCGAGGCCGUGUUGACCUCCCGCCUGGCAUCGGCGGCGGUGCACGGGUGUGCACCGAUGAUGGAGGGUUAAGUCAUUACCAGCUCGUGGCACCCUUUCUCCCAGCGCCGCCACAGGAUGCCAGCAGUAGCCCAGCGGAUGUUUGGGGUCGCAUGUCUGUGCGCAUGUGCUCCUACAAUGUUUUGUCGCUGAAUAGUCUUGCGGUCGAGGGGCGUGCCUCUGAUGGGCUUGCAUUCCAGCCGGCGCGUCCCGCCCUGCUUGCAGAUAGUCUGCGGCAGGCCGGAGUCCACGUAGCCUUUCUGCAGGAGGCCCGUACCGAAGUUGGUACCUUGACCUCAGGUGGGUACCUUCGAUUUUCUUCCGGGGCGGAAGGCGGUACUCUAGGCACGGAAAUCUGGGUCCGCGAUGGCUUCCCUUGCCUCCAGCACCCUACCGACCCAGGGCAACAUGUGCGCUUUCGCCGGGAAGCCUUCUGUGUCCUGCGCAAAGACCCGAGGCGACUUUUCCUGCUUUUCAGCAGUGCAUCCGUCAGAUUGCUGCUGAUCUCUCUUCAUGCGCCCCAUCGAGCCAUGGUGGACAGCGUAAUUCGCGCGUGGUGGGUCGAGACACAACAGCUUGCGCUGCGCUUUGGCAAGGUCGCUGCAACCGUUGUUGGUGGCGACUGUAAUGCUGCGGUGGGCUCCUUGCCAUCCGGCGGCAUCGGCUCCCACGAUGCAGAGCGAACCGAUGAUGCGGGUACCUACCUAGGUAGCUUCCUUGAGGAAGCAGAUUUGUGGCUCCCCUGCACGUUUGGGGAAUGCCACCACGGCCCCUCAGGGACGUAUGUGCAGAAACGCAAUGGUUCGCUUACCCGCAUCGAUUACAUUGCGUGCCCAGCCUCCUGGAAGGAUGGUAGUGUGCGCACGUGGACUGACCCCUCUGUCCACGCGGGGCAGACCUAUAUCGAUCACAUCGCCACCCUUCUGCAAGCCGACCUGCACUUGAAAAUGCAAGGCAGAAGUGUUGCUCAGGCCUCCCGUGGUUUUAACGCCAAGGCUAUGUUGACGGAUGAGGGUCGGAGUACUGUGCAAAGUAUUCUGUCUAGCGCGCCACAGAUUCCUUGGUCUGUGACCCCGCACGCUCACGCGGCUACGCUUGUCGGGUACUUGCAGACGGCCCUAGCCGAUGCUUUUCCGAAGGAGAAGCGGCAGCGACACCGGCACUACUUGAGUGACGCCACCUGGGAACUGCACAGGGAAGUGAGUACCUUGAGGAGGUACUGUGCCCAGCUCAAGCGAUCCAUGCGCUUUCAUUUUGCUGCCUCUGUCUUCCAGUCCUGGCGCCAUGGGUGUGCCCAGCCCAUGUGCGAUAUGCUCUCCUCUGCGUGGACCAAAGAAGCCCGUGUUGCCGAGGCAGUCCAAGGGCAUAGGCUCGGCAUUGCGGCAAGGAAGCUCCGAUCGGCUUGCAAGCAUGAUCGUGCACAGCACCUAAGCCAGCUAGCGGACCGAGUCCAGAAAGAUGAUGCCGACGCCUCUGCUGCGGUCCACAGGCUCAUGGGUCUUAAGCGCAAAAAGCCCUUUCAGCCUGACGUCCUACCCGAGCUGCAGAAGGCCGAUGGCAUCUACUGUGAAUCGCCGCAAGCGAUCCAGGACAGAUGGAGAGAACACUUUAUGGCCCAGGAGGACGGAAUACCCGCCGCGCCUGAGGAGCUGGCGUCCUUCACUGCCGCCCAAGCCCUCGGGCCCAGUCCGGACUCGCUUGCUGACCUGCCAUCGCCCGAUGCUGUUCUUCAAGCGAUCCUGGGCACACAGAAGGGCAAGGCGGUCGGCCCGGAUGGGAUCCCAGGGGAGCUGGGCCACGCGGCCCCGCUGCUUCUGCGAGAUCUGCUGCUCCCACUUGUCUACAAGGUCGGUCUAACAGGUGUUGAACCAGUUGGGUUCAAGAGCGGCGUUCUCGCCAAGCUCUACAAGGGGAAGGGCCCUAAAGCGGUAUGUGGUAGCUUUCGGGCGAUCAUGCUUCUGCCCACGUUGGCCAAGAUUGUGCACAAAGCAUUUCGACCCAGCUUGUACCACAUAUUUGAAUCUAACGCCCUCCCCGCGCAACUGGGCGGGCGCAAACGCACAUCAGUUGUCCUAGGAUCCCAUUAUACGCGCGCCUUUGGUCGUUGGUGUCGGGACACGCACCAAUCUGCAGUCACUUUGUUUGCGGACGUAGCCUCUGCUUACUACUGCGCCGUGCGUGAGCUGACAGCACGGAAGCACGCGGAUUCCACUGUGUCGGAAGCGGCUCCCUGUCAAGGGGCCACGCCGCGCGAGGAUGUCGCGGAACAACUAGACCAGCCUACAGCCCUUGCGCGUACCCAGGCGAGCCCCUGGCUGGAAACUCUGACGGCAGAGUUUAAUGCGCACACGUGGAUGUACCUGGCGGGGGACGCACGCCCUGUGGUGACCCGCCAGGGGUCGCGCCCCGGAUCGAGUUGGGCCGACCUUUUCUACGGCGUGACGGUGCCUCGCAUCAUCUCGUGUCGCGACAGCCUCCGACCUCCCGGUGUGCAGACUCAAGCUGUGUGGGCUGUUAGUUGGGACGGCCUCUGCGAUCUGUCGGAGCCUAGUACUGUGCCAGACGACUGGACCAGCACCACCUCGCUUGAGGACGUGAUCUGGGCCGACGAUUUGGCCAAAUGUGUAGCAGUGCCGGACGUGGAAGUCGUGGGGCGUGUUGCCACACGCGAGGCUGGCUUAUUGACCGAAGCCUUCGCUGCACAUGGCUAUAGCCUGAGCUUCGGGCCAGCUAAGACGGCUGCCAUCAUUGCCGCUCGUGGGCCAGGUUCAAGGAAAGUACGUAAAGCCCUGUUUGGUGGUGCCGCAGCUCUUUCUGUGCUGCGCGAAGACAGCAGUCCGGCUAUGCUCCCUCUUGUGCCUACAUACCGCCACCUAGGCGUUCAGGUCUCUGCGGAUGGUGGUAUCAUGCCCGAAAUUCGGCAUCGGGUGGCACUUGCCUGGGCUGCCUUCCGGCAAGGCCGCACGCGUGUCUUCCGUAGCAAGAGGAUUGCCUUAGUGAAACGAGGGGCGCUGCUCGCGUCGCAUGUUCUCACAAAGCUUCUUUUUGCUACUGGUGCUUGGCCCGCUCUUGGAAAAGGCGAACAGGCGAUGUUUUCACAUGCCGUCCUUUCCCUUUACAGGCAGACACUCGUGAUCGGGCCUGAUGGGGACCAACACCUCACGCACGCUACGGUUUGUGCACUCCUCCAGCAGCCAGCCCCAGAGGUACGCCUACGGGUGGAACAGGCCCGGUAUCUGCUGCAGCUGUUUAACGCAGCACCCAUGCAAUUGUGGGCGCUGGUGAGACGGGAUCCUGCAUAUGUGCGGCACCUGCGUGCGACCAUCGGCUGGCUGUACGGGUGGAUCUGCAACACUGCUGAGCUGCCUGACCCACUAGUAGAUUGGGAGCCUUGGCGGCUGCUUUUAGAGAGGCGCCCCGGCUUGUUUAAGGCGUACGUCAAGCGCGCCCGAGGGUUGGAGCUUGCCCGCAUAACCGGCCUUGCGGCAUUCCAGGCCCUACGCUGUGCACUCUCUGCCUUUGCAGCAGGCGUCACGCCAAGCCCGGAGCCCCCAGCAGUCCGCUAUGAGGAGGGAUGCUUGCAGUGUCGCAUUGCGUUCCCGAGUAGGACGGCUUGGGCGUGUCAUGCAUCCAAGCUCCAUGGAUACCGAACCACCGCCACCCUACUGGCGUCUGAGGUGACCAAGCCUGCGUGUGCCGCGUGCGGCAAGGUUUUCGCUAAUAAGGGACGCCUUCAGCGCCACCUGCUGAGUUCGGGCAAGUGUCGGAUCACGUGGGGAGGCUUUGCCCAGGCGGCGGAUGAUGGCCUUGGCGAGGCGCCCCAUAGCCAGGCCCCGCCCCUCCAGCUUGCUGGUCAGACGGAUGGUAGGGCGUUCCCGUAUGAUCCCGCCGAUGUGCAUCUGGGUUUGCUUAGGGAGUUACAGGUAGCUGACUGCGAUGCCCCUGACAGCCUUUGGGACACGGUGAGUGGAUACAUUGCACCGUUGGCUGUGCUUCGUCGCACGGUCGCUACUUGGGGGGCGCAGCCCGGCGCUGGGCAGCAUGCCAACACGGUUACUGCCGCUUCGGAAGACUUGCAGCUGUUGCUUGACGUCGACCUUUGGUGUGAGGACUUUCGCGCUCCGAAGCAGCCCCGCACACCACUCGAUUGCUGCCCGCCUCUGGCCGCCCUGGAUGAUCUGGGCUUCUGUUUUCAUCCAGCAGGUGCGCUGCAGGUUUAUACCGUGGAUGCGCCUCCCUGUAGGGACUUCUGCUACCCAUUCUGCAACAGCGUCCCUUUAGCCACUGCACGACGUGCAGUCGCAUGGUUGGAAGCUGCCUGCGACACGGUUGGGCUCGCCGUGCAGGCCACCCAGUUUGCCCCAGUCCUCAUCCGAUGGAUGCAUGGAUGGAUGGCCGUGGGUCUGUACGUGCAUGUUGACGUGAUCAUGCUUCGCUUCUUACUGCACCCAUUUGAUGCGCUCUGCUCGCAGUGCCCUGGCGCAGCAGAGAACGUGCGCCUCAGCUCAGGCUCUUUGUGGGUUUCUUUGCGGAAGCACCGGGUGGCACUGCCCUGGCGCUGGGUUCUCCGCUGUCCCUGCCUUGUUUACUUGAGCACCCUCCUCGCCGUCUUUGCCCUGAUCGGUAUUGGCGUCGUGAGUGCUCCCAUCAGUCUAAACACAAACUUCGAUUCUCUCAUGGAGUCUGACAGCGCUGCAUCGUUGAACUACGACGCAAUUCUGCAGGCGAUUCUUGAUGCUCGCAGAGAGCGUCAGGGCCGGCGUCUUUCACCAGGAGCCGCGCGGGGCCCGCGCCUCUGGAGCUCGGAGCGGAAUGCCUCAGAGCUGGGGCUCACCGAGGAGGACGGCGAACCCGUCCAACCUGGUCGAAGGUUGCAGUCGAGACUGAAACUGUACAAGCCAUAUCGCUUUGAGCUAACAUAUGUUCGGCGAGAUGAUGGCAACGUCUUGAGCGCCUCCACCCUCGACUACAUGAGGAGCAUCGAGAAGGAGGUGAGGUCCAUGGAGCCCUUCCGGAAGCUCUGCGAAACCGCGGAGCCGCGAUUUAAGCACCACUGCGAUCCCGGAAUCUCCAUGGUCAAUGUGAUGUACCCCUUCUCCGUGCCCGACGGAGUGGAUGCUAGAAUCUACUUCAACGGGACUGGCACGGCUUCGUUGCUGCCGGUGGCGGUGUCAUUGGCUCAACAGGAGCGAUUGACCGAAGCCGUCUGGCCUGAAGGUUUGGCGAACGACGAGGUGAAGCUUGUUGGAUCCAAGACUUGUGGCGACGGCGUUCCGGAUUGCGCCAAAUGGAAGGACGCAGGGCACUGCCUUCCAGGUGCUGCGCACGAGGUCUUCAUGCAGGAUUUCUGCAAGGCGACCUGCGGAAUCUGUGACGAGGUGCCUGAACAGGAGUCUACUGCGGAGGUUGCGGAAGGUCCUACAGAAAUCACCGCCCUCCGCUCCUACUUUGCUCUUCAAGCCUUCUGUUGCGAAGCAGGAGAGCCUGGUCAGGGACAAAUCGUCAGCGAGAUGGAUGCCGUCUGGAACACUUUUGUUGCAGAGCUGGUAGAGCUGCUGACGCAAAAGAACGCGAAUGGCGGCGCCGUGCGAGUCUUCUUCUCGGGUGACGGCAUCUCAUCCUAUGAGACUUUUGCUGCCGUGGGUGGCGAUGCCAUGUUCGCCAUCAUGUCCUACUGCUUCGUUUUGGUUUAUGCCACGCUCCACACACGGAGUCCCUUCUUGGCCCUGGUGGGACUCUCCUUGGUGAUGCUCUCCAUCCCAGCAUCUUUUGCUGUGUUUAUGUUGGCCAGUGGUAGUGGAGAGCUGAGCCUGAUGAUGUGCCUCUCCGUCUUCAUCGUCAUCGGGGUAGGCUCGGACAUGCUCUUCGUCUACACGGACUUCUACAAACAAUCCCUGCUCUUCACCCGCGACCCCGCCGAGCGCCUGAAGUUCACCUACCUCCAAGCGGCCUCCUCCACGGCCGCCACCACCUUCACCACGGCCAUGUCCUUCUUUGCCAACUUGGCUUCUGUGCUCCGUCCCUUGAGGGAGUUCGGCUUCUUCAUGGGCGUCUGUGUGACGCUGGCAUGGCUCAUGGUGCUGAUGGCAUACCCGGCGGUGCUCAUCAUGGGCGAGCGCUUGCAGAACUGCUGCAGGCGCUGCAUCCUCCAACAGCCGCAGGAUCAGGGCCACAGCAGGAAGUCCGUGGUGAAUGCUGCGAAGAGGAAGAGCUUGGUAAUGCUGGCGGAUGCCCUGGACCCGGAGAAGAAGGGCGUCGGUGCAGCUCACAGCUCCUGUUUGGGGGAUUACCUGGCCGUCAGCCUUGGCAAGUUCAAGUACCCCGUGGUUCUUCUCUUCACUGGGCUUACGGCUCUGCAAGCCUACAUGUCCUUGACGACUAUGGAGCAAGCCACUGGCAUCCCGCAAACCUUCCCGGACGAUCACAACCAGGAAGCACAGCAGAAGUACAACGGACUCUUCGCCACUUACGACUUCACAGCCUUCCCUUCUGGUGCCUAUGCCGCGUUCACCUUGAAGUGUUCGAGCCUGUUCCGCUUCUGCAGUCUGCACCAUUGUGAGACCCACGGCCGCCAUCUGGGGAGCCUUCAAAGCUGUGACUGUGUGACGCACCAAAGUGCUGCACCAUCGGCCACGGACGGUUGUGGCAGAUACCAGGUGCAAACCCGCGUGGUGGGCCGAAGCGGACUGGAACCAGAACAUCUCCAGCCUUCUGACUUGGAGCAGAUGAUGUACGAUCUCAUUCCAAAUGCGAGCUCUGUCACAGUCGCGGGAGCAGGCACGACGUCGUCGUUGCUAGAGACGCUGCACUGGGACAGCGGCGAUGUCGACCUACGAGUCAUGCUUCAGGUUCCGACCGCGACAGUGGAGAAAGGCAGCGGACGAAGCUGCUCCACCAAUCUGCUGUGCUACUGCGGCGUGCAGCCCUGCGAUGGCCCGCCCUCAGGAUCGCCGGACUCCGCUGCGACCCUGCACCUGGACCGCGUCGCCCAGGCCCUGGCCUCGCGCCGAUUGGCCACUUCCACCACAGCACCCGAGCCGCUGGUCCCCGUGGAGCUGCAGACGGACGUACUGGUGGUUUUCGGCCUCAAGGUCACGGGCACGAAUCCGCUGCUGGGAGUCUCGAAGGAAGAGCCGUAUGGCUUCUCUGAAGAGUUCAAGCUGGAGGAUCCCUGGGCACAGCGACGGAGCCUGGCCCUCUGCGAGAACUUCCCAGAG